Molecule: messenger RNA, 2259 nt
Organism: Chelmon rostratus (copperband butterflyfish)
Lineage: Eukaryota; Metazoa; Chordata; Actinopteri; Chaetodontiformes; Chaetodontidae
Gene: slc37a2
Product: solute carrier family 37 member 2
Exons: 18
Coding region: 506-2005 (499 amino acids)
Biological process (GO): glucose-6-phosphate transport; phosphate ion transmembrane transport
Cellular component (GO): endoplasmic reticulum membrane
Molecular function (GO): glucose 6-phosphate:phosphate antiporter activity
Source: RefSeq, a predicted model, not a curated record
GACGGACGAUCACGUGGCCGCCCGGAGGCUCCGUCUGGAAACUGUUGGAAUAACACAUCCAGGCUAAUAAUAAUAACUGUUUUUUAUUCGUGACGGACGCCGCGCUCACCUGAACGUGUGUCCCGGCUGCGCAGCGGGAGGCCGGCUCUGCUGCCCGGUCAUAUAAAGUCAGUAUGGAGAAGUGCUGGAUGAUCCCGGACUGUAUCUCCCACCAGGAGGCUGCCUGGUCGCUGCGGUCCUCCUUUAGCAGCUAGCGUCUACUUUGAACCCAGCAGACAUAAAGGUCCGUUUCCAGCAGGCUACCACCGGGCUACCACCGGGCUACCACCGGGCUAACGUUAGCCCGCCGCCGCUCCGCACCGCCCGCCGCCGGCUGCUGCUACACGGCUGCAGUAACGUUAGCUCCCCGCGGUGCCUUCACUGUCCCACAUUACUAGGACCAGGACAUGACCGGAGCGGAGCUCUGACUGUUUCUCUGUUCACUUUUUUGAGAGUUUCUUCGAAAAUGAAGUCGUCCCUGGCUCCCGGUAUUCGGCUUAUCACGUCCUUCUCUCGAGAUAGUUGGUAUCGCAGUUUCAUUCUCUUCCUCACCUUCCUCUUCUACACGGCCUACCAUCUGUCACGGAAGCCUAUCAGCAUCGUUAAGAGUCAGCUGCACAGGAACUGCUCCACCGUCACUCCACCAUCAGGCCUUAACAUAACCAGUAAUGUCACCUGGUGUGACUGGGCGCCCUUUGACCAGGACAACUACCAGACGCUGUUCGGGGUCUUGGAUAACUCCUUCCUGGUCGCCUACGCCAUCGGCAUGUUUAUCAGUGGGAUAUUUGGAGAGCGCCUGCCUCUGCGGUACUACCUGAGCGUCGGGAUGCUGAUGAGCGGACUGUUCACGUCUCUGUUUGGCCUCGGCUUCUACUGGAACAUCCACUCGUUAGGAUACUACGCCUUCAUCCAGGUCAUGAACGGACUGAUGCAGACCACCGGUUGGCCGGCGGUGGUGGCUUGUGUCGGCAACUGGUUCGGGAAGGGGAAGCGUGGUUUCAUCAUGGGCGUGUGGAACUCUCACACCUCAGUGGGAAACAUCUUGGGCUCCCUCAUCGCAGGAGUGUACGUGUCCUCGGACUGGGGCAUGUCCUUCAUCGUCCCUGGACUCAUCAUCGCCUCCACCGGGAUCCUGUGCUUCUUCUUCCUGGUUGAAAAACCUGAAGACGUUAACUGCGCUCCUCCUCAGCACCACAGCGAACAGGAGACCGGCGAGACGGAGCCCCUCCUGCAGAACUCGGCUCACGUCGACAGAACCGUCAACGGUUGCGUCACCGCCGAGAGCGUGGAGGUGGUGGAGGAGCACGCCGAGGCCAUCAGCUUCUGUGGGGCUCUCAGUAUACCUGGAGUGGUGGAGUUCUCGCUGUGUCUGCUGUUCGCUAAGCUGGUCAGCUACACCUUCCUCUACUGGCUUCCUCUCUACAUCUCCAAUGUCGCGCAUUUUGAGGCGAAGGAGGCAGGAGACAUGUCGACCCUGUUUGAUGUGGGAGGGAUUCUGGGAGGCAUCAUGGCCGGGCUCGUGUCCGACUACACCGGGGGGAGAGCGACCACCUGCUGCGUCAUGUUGCUCGCAGCCGCCCCGAUGCUUUUCCUCUAUAAUUACAUUGGACAACGGAGCAUUGGCACCACAAUCGGCAUGCUGCUGUUGUGUGGAGGCCUGGUGAAUGGACCGUACGCCCUCAUUACAACUGCUGUAUCUGCAGACCUGGGAACACAUGAGAGUCUGAGAGGAAACUCCAGGGCGUUGUCAACGGUGACGGCAAUUAUUGACGGGACUGGUUCGAUAGGAGCUGCCAUCGGUCCUCUGUUAGCGGGGGUGAUCUCUCCCACUGGCUGGAACAACGUCUUCUACAUGCUCAUCUCUGCUGAUGUCCUGGCCUGUCUGUUUCUGUCCAGGCUUGUUUAUAAGGAAGCUCAGGGUUGGUGUGGACGUGUCCCCCGAGUCAGAGGGUUCAAAGAAAUCUGAAACACACACGUUCAAACUGGGAACCAAACUCACAAGAGGGGAACAAUGCUGAAACUGACCUCACAACCACUGUCCACUCAGGCCGGCUGGAAACCAAAUACCAAGAUUCAAGGCACUAAAGUGACGAUUGAAGCCUUCUUCUUCAUGUAAAACAGAAAUAUGCCUUUAUAGAGACGAAGCUUUUUUAUGACUAAUCUGCUCAUUCUCACUUGUUCGUUUUAAUAUUCUUUUAUCAUUAAAGUGUUUAUACUGUG